CAUCAACACAUAUAGACCAUUUUUUUUUUUCUAUUCAGUCUUUUGUGUUUCCCCAGGUGCUCAAUUGUACCUCUUAACCAAUUUUUUAAACAAGAAAAAGUUAACCAUUCUAACCCUAGUUUUGACUUGGGUUUGAAAUUUGGGCUUUCUAUAAAUCUCCCCUGUUUCCUUCCAUGUGCAAUCCUCCCUCUCCUUUAUUGUUGCAGAGUAUAACAGACAUACCAAAAAAAGAAAAGAGGUCAAAAAAUGGUGUCUUUAAGUUUUAGUUCCUUUAUGCUUGUUAUGUUACUCUUCAUUUUUCUUACCAUAAAGGAUACAAUUGCUCAUACUGAUGACCAAGCUAAACAAAUAGUCCAUGAGGCUGAAAAUUACAACGCCAGUGAUCUAAAGAGUUAUCUUAGUGUGAAAAAGAAAGUUUUGGAGAGUGUACCCGCCGCUGCUGCAUUCAGACUGGGAGGAAGAAAAAUGAUGAUAGAGAGAACAAAAGACAUGAAGGAAGUGAAGAAAGGUGAAUCAUCAGGAAACUACAAUAGGCCUCUUGGUCAUGACUCGCGAAAGAACUUACAUUAUCAGGGCAAUGAGAGUGAUUCAAUGAAUUCAGCAAGUACACACAACUUGAAGAACGAUGAUCAAUCUGAUGAUAAUGGAUCAUUUCAGAAGAUUGAAUCAGAGAAACUUGUGGACGAUAUGACUGAGUUAUUCACCAUGAUGAACAAGGACUAUGUUGGAGGUCCAGGAUCAGGAAGCAAACCCCGUCACAAGCCCCCAAUCAACAAUUUCCAGCCUCUCCACAGAUCAAAUCCUUAAAAUUAUGUAAAAUUUUUGGUUUUGGUUCAACAAUUUUGGCCUACUCCAUAAGUCAUAGGAGGAAAACUAAACAAUACACUAACCCAAUUUUGGAACAAUUUUGCUUGGUGGCAUGUACUAGUUAAUACUAUAAUUUAUUUUUUCUAGGUGUGUUGUACUGAUGUGUAAGAAUCAGUAUUUUGAUUCCUUAAUAUUCUAUAUAGUAUCACUGGUCAAAACAGAAAGACUGCAUUUUGUUUAAAAAUAAUACUACUAACCUCAGUGUGACAGUAAUUUAUGAUUAAAGCUCAAUUUGGUGCCGAUGAAACAGUAUAACAUCACAUGGUUAGUUUGUAGCUUUUUAGUUUUAUGUCAUUUUUACGCCUUUUUUUUUAACUCGUAAAAGAUCUGAAAUGAUUUUUGUGACCCUAAAGUUUCUUGCAAUGAUCAAUGGUAACCUUUGUGGAUGUACACUUCUUACUGUCAUUGGCAUAUCUUUUACAUCAUCAGUAUCACAACAGUUCUAAAUACUAGAAGAAUAUAUUUUUAUUUCUUUUUUUUUUUGCUUUCCUCUUUUACCUGUUACCAUUACAUUGUAUAAUCCCAAAAUAACACUGAUUAACCCGGAUCCCUACUUAACCUGACCCGGUUGCUUAAUCUCAGCCCAAUAUAUUUUGAGGGAUAUCCUUAUUCGGCUGGGGCAAAAUAUAACUAAGGCCCCUAAAUAAUUCCUGAUUUUGAUAUAACUAAUGCCUCAAUUACAUUGGCAUACACAUGAUCAAUGCGUUUCCACAAGCAACAAAUAAUAAUAUACUCAGUGUGAUCUCACGAGUGGGGUUAAGCUUAAUAAGUUCCAUAACAUGCAGCUGGUGAAGCAUAUGUCCUCGCCCUCGUUCACAAUAUCAGUUAACAUUUACCCUAGUUCUCUACUACUCUUCCAACCACAGACAAGAUACAUACUAACUUAACAACGAUUCUUCCCUAACAUCAACACAUCUAGACUAUCAAUUUUUUAAACAAGAAAAAGUUAAAAAAUUCUAACCCUCAGCUUUGUGGAACUUGGGCUUUCUAUAAAUUUCCCCUGUUUCCUUUCAUGUCCAUCCCUCUUCUAUAUUGCAGAUUAUAACAGACAUACCAAAAAAAGAGAAGGUCAAAAAUGGUGUCUUUAAGUUUUGGUUCAUUUAUGUUUUUCUUCAUUUUUCUUACAAUAAAGGAUACAAUUGUUCAUACUGAUGAUCAAGGUAUGUACUUUUUUCCAAUCUUCAAUACAUUUUUUAUAAUUUAGUUUAUAGUUGAUCUUUCUUAUGAAGUUGAACAGAUGGUACAUGAAGCUGAAAAUGAUAACGCAAGGACGAGUCAUCUCAGUGUGGAGUAGGAAGUUUUGGAUGGUGUACCGGUAGCUGCGGAUUUCAGCAUUGGAAAAAUGGAAGGAAGAAAGACAUGAAAGAAGUGAAGAAAACUGAAUCAUCAGAGCAAUGAGAGGGAUUCGAAGAAUUCAGCAAGUACACACAACUCGAAGAACGAUGAUCCAUCUGAUGAUAAUGGAACAUUUCAGAACCUUGAGUCAGAGAAUUUUCAGGAUGAUGCGACUGACUUUUUCACAACGAAAAAAAGAUUAUGUUGGAACGCUAAGACCUCGUCACAAGGUCUUAGUACCAGAUACCAAUGGUGAUUAGUUCCAUCCUUCUUUUGCGGGUGUGACUUGGAGACAAGGGUGAGUACUUGACGUUUUGAGUUUGUCUUGUCUUCUUUUGUUUAAGCUAGUAUUGUUGUCUUUGAGACACGCUUUGUUGUGGUCCACCUAUUGGACUUGUACUCCUUAUUAGAUAGCUCUGUAUUAGUGACUUCCAAAUUCUGGAAGGGACAACUGUAUAUAUUUAUUUUGGUUGUUUUCGCCUUGUUAUUCUUAUUUAAAUUAUUAUUUUCUCUAA
Messenger RNA from Solanum lycopersicum (tomato), 2717 nucleotides. RefSeq lists its product as uncharacterized. Gene Ontology annotation, molecular function: growth factor activity. Gene Ontology annotation, biological process: positive regulation of cell population proliferation; regulation of root meristem growth; cell differentiation. Lineage: Eukaryota; Viridiplantae; Streptophyta; Magnoliopsida; Solanales; Solanaceae. The record is from RefSeq and is a predicted model, not a curated record.